Messenger RNA from Didymodactylos carnosus, 2853 nucleotides. NCBI's taxonomy places the organism in Eukaryota, Metazoa, Rotifera, Eurotatoria, Philodinida, Philodinidae. The record is from the annotation of a GenBank genome assembly.
AUGCAAUGCCUUCGUGGUAAAAAAAAUGUAUCAGACCUUGCACGAAACAUCUUUGAUAAAGUUAAAAGUCAACGGGAAGAAUCUAAUGCCAAUCAUGAACAAUCGAGCGAAGAUUUCGAAAUAGUUUGUCUUCACAUAGAUAUAAAUAAUUAUUCACAUAUUAAAGAUUAUUUAUGCAAGAUUGUCAUCUCAUUCAAAACAUUUAAUGAUAUCGACGGAUGUGUUAAACAUCUAUCAUCGGUCCAAAAUAAAAAAAUAUUUCUAAUCACUUCAAAUAUAUUUGUUCUCAAUAUUUUACCACUUGUCUACAACAUAGAACAACUUCAAUACAUAUACGUGUACGAUGGUGGAGAGGGUCAUCGAAUAGAGAUUGAGGAAAAAUAUAAGAAAAAAAUUAGUGAUAUAUUCUAUUCUGAAAAUGCAUUAGUUAACAAAUUAGCUGAUGAUAUUUCAUCAAGUUUAAAUUAUAUAGAAAUUCCAAUGUCAAUCUUGUGCGCUGAUGCCAGUCAAAAGCCAAUUCAUGAUUUAGACGAUGAUAGUAAAACGUUUCUAUGGCAUCAAUUUUUGUUUGAUGCUCUACUUCAUGUGCCAUCACAAUCGGAUAUAGUAGUGGAAACUAUUAUUGAUCACUGUCGUAUGGAAUAUUCCGAGGAAACAGAAGAAUUUAAAAAAAUUGAAUAUUUCUAUCGAAAUUAUGAUUCACGUGAGGCUUUAUGGUGGUACACUCAUGAUACGUUUAUAUAUCGGCAGCUAAAUGCAGCAAUGCGUUUGAAAGAUUUGAACAAAAUAUUUUUAUUUCGUGAGUUCAUUAUUGAUAUUCAUACUCAACUGUUAAAGCUUCACUCCAAUAUGAUAAUGGCUGAUAACGUCGAUGAACGACGAGGAAAUCAGUCUUUAUUAACGAUUUACAAAGCACAAUAUAUGGAAGUUAAUAAAGUACAAAAUUUAGUUAAAAACAUUGGAAAUCUUUUAUCUGUAGAUACGUAUUUGUUCACAACAAAUGAGAAAAAAACUGCCAUGUCAUUUUUUCGUAAUAAUAAAAAUUGUCAGUUAACACCUUUCAGUUCGAUACUGUUCGAAUUCAACAUCGAUAUACACGUGGUGACAAAACCUUAUGCGAAUAUUUUGGUAACAGAUGAUAAAUAUUUGAUAUCAAUGGGUACCGUAUUUCGGAUCACAUCAGCUACUGUCAUGCCAGAAACAGAUAUUUGGAUCGUGAAAUUGGAUCUAAGUUCAGAGGAAACUCGACAAUUGAAAAAAUUAGGUGAUUAUUAUAAAUGUCAAAUAAGUACAAAAGCAAAAACAACCGAUUCAAUUGCGUACGAAGCAAUGAAAACAUUUGGUGAUUUUUUAGUGACACUCAAGGAAUACACGAAAGCAGAAAUCUAUUAUAACAACAUUUUAAAAUAUUUACCAACAAAUUAUCCACUUUUGGCUCAAAUCUACAAUAAAAUUGGUAAAAUCUAUUGGUACAAAAAUGAUGCAAAUAAUUCUUUAAAAUUACAUUCAAAAGCGUUACAAAUAUGUGAAAAUUCGACACCGUGUAACUAUCUACUUGUUGCAAAAACAUACUCUUACAUUGGUCGAAGCUAUUCACUCAAAAAUGAUAACAUGAUGGCACUGAUUAGUCAUAAGACAAGUCUGGAAAUACAACAGAAAUAUGCAAAUUAUGAACACAUUGAUUUUGUAGAGCCUUUAAAUAACAUGGGUGAAAUAUUGACUAAAAUUGGUGAUUAUUCAGCUGCUCUUGUUAAUCUCGAAAAAGCACUUGACAUAUGUUUAAACGUAUCACCAUCCAAUUAUUUACUCUUAUCAACAACAUACAAUAACAUUGGAUGGCUACAUUUAUCUGCUGGUGAUUAUUCAAAGGCUUUGGUCAGUUUUAAUAAAAUGUCAGAAUAUGAGUGUAAUUUUUUACCAAAAAACUCAUCGAGUUUUGGUACGACAUAUAAUCUAUUAGGCUAUGUUCAUUAUCUUACUGGCGACAAUACCAUCGCUCUUCUCUAUUACUUAAAGGCACUUGAUGUGUAUUCAAAAUGUUAUCCUUCAAUGAAACAUUGGUCUGUUGCUGAAGUUUAUCGAAAUAUUGGUCAAGUCUAUUUCAAACAACUCGAUUACUCAAAAUCUCUGGAAAUGUAUGAUAAAGCUUUUGAUAUUUAUCAGAAAUAUGGUUGGAAUAGUUUUCAAGAUUCUAUUCAAUUUUUACGUGGUUAUUCUCAAAUAUACAAUGCUAAACAACAGUUUAGAAAAGCGCUAAAAUAUACUAAUAAGGCACUUGAAAUUCAACUAGAACAUGUUCCAUCUGAUUUUAUUGCUAUUUCCUCUACGUAUACAUCAAUCGGUCAGAUCUAUCGUCAAAUUGGAGAUAAUCUUAAUUCGUCAGAAUAUUUUAAACUAGCACUUCGAACUCUAUUAAAAGUUAAAAACAAUAUUAAUAUUGUUAUCUUAGUACAAGCUUACUGUAAUGUGGCUACAGCAUUAUUUAGUACUGGUGAAUAUGAUAGUGCUCUAAGUCAUUUUCAACUUGCACUCGAUGUUUAUACGAAUGAAUGUCAAGAUUCUAUUUCACUUUCAGAUAUUUAUAAUCUGAUGGGUGUUAUUAAUCAGAAAAAUGGUGAUUAUGAGUCGGCAUUGAAAUUGCACGAGAAAGCUCUAGAACAAGAAACUGAUUCAACUAAAAUUGAAGCUAUAUAUAAUGAAAUUGGAACAAUUUACUGUAAAAUUUGUAAAUAUGAUGAGGCACUAAACAAUAUUAAAAAAGGACUUGAACAGAAAGAGAAGGAAAUGUCAUCAUCCUCAUACUACCAAUUAGCAUUAAUUUAUUGUAAAACAAAAACUGGUACAAUAAUUUAA